AUGGCAUCUUCUGGAUUCUCAGCUCCAAAUCCGGGUGUUCAAGUAUCGUGGACAUCCGCAAUGACAGGCGCCGGUGCACCAGUGGGUCAUGAGCUAGUCCAACAGCCGUUGACAAGCUCUGAUAUGGCGCAUAACCUAAUGGUUGGAGCUAAUUCUGGACCACUCAGGUACAGUCCCCCACCACCACGACCUGCAUCAUCAUUAGGUGUAGAGCUCGAAUCUUGUGGAUUCCAGUUGCAGCAUCAGUACUUUGAUCUGCAGAUGAUGCACCAGAGCAGAAUUAAGCAAGAGCCUCUGGAUGAGAUGGGUAGCAACAAGAGCAGCAGCAACAGCAGCGAAAGUAAUGCAAUGAUGAUGUCUGAAGCGGCCACAGUAACAUCUGAUGGCACAUCAUCGGGAUCGACCAUUACAACAGUAGAAGCGGAUCAAGAAGACCCUCUUGUGAUGAACGCAUUACUACAAGAAACACAGGCAGAGCUGCAACGCGUACAGCAACGCCAGCAUGAAUUACAAGAGCAAUUUCAAAAACAGCAAGCCAUGCUUAACUUGCGGAAAAAGCAGCAGCAGCAGCAGCAACAACAACAGCAACAACAAAGACGUGCAUAA
Lobosporangium transversale is the source of this 606-nucleotide messenger RNA. RefSeq lists its product as hypothetical. The record is from RefSeq and is a predicted model, not a curated record. Lineage: Eukaryota; Fungi; Mortierellomycota; Mortierellomycetes; Mortierellales; Mortierellaceae. The transcript has a single exon. Bases 1 to 606 code for a protein of 201 amino acids.